Cercopithifilaria johnstoni is the source of this 1611-nucleotide messenger RNA. The record is from the annotation of a GenBank genome assembly. Lineage: Eukaryota; Metazoa; Nematoda; Chromadorea; Rhabditida; Onchocercidae.
AUGGCAGCAUUGCAAUCUUCUGCUGGUCAUCAGAAACCCCUAACCACCGCUAACGAUAUCCUCGGAUUACCGAAUUUUGCUAUUGUACGAAUCCCCGAAGGUGGCGAUAUCAUCAAACUUUUCAGUUUACUGUUAAACAAUGGUUUCCCGGAAGUGUCAUUCGUAAAUGAGAUUCGUGAAAAUGCAUUUCUCCCAGUGCUUAAUACAACAACGGCUCCUGUCUCCGAGCUUACACAUUUUUCUAACCCCGUCGCCGUACAGGAUUCAGUGAUAUCUUCGGAUGACAACAGUUCCCAGUUGCUUAUUAUCGAUGAUCAUACCACUCACCCGUCUCCGGCACCAUCCAGUUCUAAUUCCACCCACGGUUUGGCCACCUCAACUGCCAUACCAUCACCCAUACCGUUCAUUGCUCGACCACGUGGAUCACGAGCGAUCGCUAACGAUGACCCAUCAUUGUAUGCUAUUUGUCAGCUGUGUCAAAACAAAAUAAUGUCCAGUCGUCUAUCAAAUUUGACCAAUCAUGUCCGUCGCCAUGCAUCGCUCAAGCAGUUUCAAUGUGUCUAUUGCAUUUACACUCAUAACGAAAUGGCCAAAGUGCGCUUGCACAUGCAGCAUAAUCAUAAGGAUCACGUCAGUCAACCGUUGGAUGCACUUACGCCGGAAAUGCAGAACCAAUGGGAUUUGUUGAUGGACCAGUGUUUCCCGGGUUAUUCCAAGUUUUCAACAUUCAAAAUCGAAGAAAGUGAUCAUUCGGCUGAUUUAAUAUUAGCGGAUCCGAAUGAUUUGUCGUAUGCUUGUAUCGAAUGUGGUGAACGGGUCAAUGCUGAAGCACUUAUCGAACAUCUUGAUAAAGUACAUCGAAUAGAAUGCAUACCCUACUGCUGCGAGGAAUGUGGCUACCAGAAUGCUGAUCAGUGGAAAGUACGUCUCCAUAUUACGUUAAAACAUUCGGAGAUUGCGGCCGAUGUAAACGUUGAAGUGUUGGAGCCCGGUAGCAAUCUUGUCAUGUUCCUUCAUAAAUAUUUCCCGGAUACACCAGCCGAUGAGGAGGAAAGCAAAAUGUUAACACAGUUUCAAAGUUUGGCACCGAAAGAAGAACGAAAUAGUACGUCACCCUUAAGUUUUAAUGGAUAUGCGACGUCCAUAAAUGAUGCUGGAAACCACGUUCGAUGUGAGCUUUGUCAAAAAACGAUGCCAAAUUACCGGUCACUUUCUUCACUGAUGAAUCAUGCUAAGCGACAUUAUCAUCUGAAACAAUAUCAGUGCUCGGAGUGUCCAUAUACCAGUAGUGAAGCAGCACAUGUUCGUACUCACAUGGCGCUUAAGCAUCCUCACGUCGGUGCGAAACCUAUCGAUAACAAUUGUGAAAUGUUGCAAAAUGCUUGGAUUGAUGUAAUGCGUAAAUGUUUUCCUGGAUUAAUUUCAAAAAUUGAUCAGUUCCGAUUCAAACACUCUAGGAGUGAAGAUGGCAACAAAGAUGAAAAUCCAGCUGAUGAAGAGAUCUUUAUGCAUAACAAAAGGAAUUCUUUUAAGAACCAUAUUGCAACAUCUCCGCAACGUAAAGUACAGAAACUACAAAAAGGGAAAGUCAGUGGAGCCAGCGAAUCAUAA